CUCUUAUUAACACAGAGCACAUUGGCACAAAACGAAAGUUGCUAUCGCUACACAGCUCAGUGAAGAGAAGGAGACACAGACAGAAUGAUUUAGCUAUUUCACAAGAUUACUGGUAUUUUUCUUUACGUUUUAAUCAGUAGAGAGGAAAUAAUCGCACCGAUGGCAGACCCUGCGGUGGCAGGCGGCGGACCUUUAAGCGCCGGAAUGCGGUCAGUUGGUAAUAAACCAACUUCAAAUCCUGCUGAGAAUUAUUACCUGGCCCGGCGGCGCACCCUGCAGGUGGUGGUCAGCUCUCUGCUGACUGAAUGUGGCUUCGACAGUGCAGAGAAAGCAGCUGUGGAAACUCUAACCGAAAUGAUGCAGAGUUAUAUAACUGAGGUUGGACGUUGUGCAAAAGCAAGCUGUGAGCAUACAGCUAGAAGCAGCCCUACCCUCUCAGACGUGGUUAUCACUUUGGUGGAAAUAGGUUUUAAUGUAGACUCGCUCCCCUUGUAUGCCAAAAGAUCACAGAGGAUGGUCAUAACAGCACCACCAGUGACAAAUUCUCCAGUGAUUCCCAAGGCUCUUGUUGCGGGACAGAAGCGUACUCACCCUCCUUACAUCCCGAGCCAUUUCCCAGAAUUUCCAGAUCCACAUACAUACAUCAAGACCCCGACAUUUCGUGAGCCUGUAUCAGACUACCAGGUGCUAAGGGAGAAGGCAGCAUCCCAGAGACGAGAUGUCGAAAGGGCGCUUACACGUUUCAUGGCAAAGACUGGAGACACACAAAGUCUCUUUAAAGAUGAUAUCACUACUUUUCCAUUGAUCGCAGCAAAGCUGAGCUCUAUCCCGUACCUUAACGCUCUUCUGCCCUCUGAACUGGAGCUGCAGUCGCUGGAAGAGACAGACUCGUCUGAGCAGGAUGACCAGACAGACACAGAAAACAAUGCAAACAACAUUAGUGGCACAGGAGCAGAUAAGGAGAAUGCUGUUGUGCCACCUGGUGGCGGUGUACCUUCUGUGAAGAAUAACGAGGAAAACAUGAUUGAUAACCCGUACCUUCGACCAGUCAAGAAACCAAAAGUGAGGAGGAAAAAAUGAACAGCAAAACAUGGACUCCAGUAUACAAAGAAAUUGUGUCAAAAAUGAAAAUACUGCUUAGGGUUCACAGUGUGCCUCUGAACAGAAGGGAAUGCAUUUAAAAGUGCAGCACAGGAGACUUUGUUUAUUCACAACUGAUGGCUUUGUAUAAUACCGAGGCUGAUCGACUGAACUGCAGUGUUUUUGCUAAAGGUGGGUAUUUGUCGUUCAUAUUAUAUAUAGAACUUUAGGUUGGGUUUAUGCUUGGAUUUUCAGUGUUCCUAAAACAAAACCUUUGUAAGAUGUUUCUUUGUUUAAAUGAAUGAAGGCAGAAAAUAAAUCCCUUCCCAAACAUCUGUAAAA
Molecule: messenger RNA, 1422 nt
Organism: Silurus meridionalis
Lineage: Eukaryota; Metazoa; Chordata; Actinopteri; Siluriformes; Siluridae
Gene: taf8
Product: TAF8 RNA polymerase II, TATA box binding protein (TBP)-associated factor
Exons: 8
Coding region: 160-1080 (306 amino acids)
Biological process (GO): transcription initiation at RNA polymerase II promoter
Cellular component (GO): transcription factor TFIID complex
Molecular function (GO): protein heterodimerization activity
Source: RefSeq, a predicted model, not a curated record